GCGAUAUGUUGUAACUGCUACUUUGCCUGGACAAGCUUGUGCCACGAAAAUGGAGAUGCCAUUGUCGCUGGAGACCACCUCCAUAAGCACAAGGGAGGAGGUGGACGACCAUCUUGUCAAGGUGGUCUUUGUGGGAUCUGCGGGAGUGGGCAAGACGUGUCUUAUACGCCGCCUGUUCACUGACAAAUUUAGCCCGGACACGCAGUCAACCAUAGGCUGUGACUUCCAUUUCAAGCGGUACCGUUUCGACAAGAAGAGCGUGGGCGUCACCAUUUGGGACACGGCGGGGGCAGAGAAGUUCCAGGCGGUCACCUCCAACUACUACCGGGGCGCACAAGGGGUGGUGUUUGUGUAUGACGUGACGCGGCGCGACACCCUGGACGCCAUCGCCCGCCACUGGCUGCCCGAGGUGGAGCGGUACACCACCUACCCGGAUGCGGUCAAGAUGGUGGUGGGCAACAAGAUCGACAUGAUGGAGGAGCGGGCUGUGUCGCCGGAGGAGGGCGCGGCGUUCGCGCUGGAACACAACUGCAUGUACCACGAGACGUCGGCAAGGACGGACGCGGGUGUGUACGAGGCGCUGGUGUGGGGGCUGCUGGUCAACAUCGUGGACACGCCCUCGCUGCUGCGGGCCUACAACCACGAGCGGCUGGAGCUGGAGCGGCCGGCGGGGGGCGGGGCAGGAGGCGGGGGCGGCGGCGGGCAGUGCGGGAGGCAUCACGGCGGCUGCUGUGGGUAAGGGCCUGUGUGCUGGAGGGCGCGCAUGGGAGCAUGCCCUGCCUGCAAGGGUGCUUGCAACGGUGACGUGCAAUUCUGCAGACGCGCUUCGGAGCUGUUUCAUCGUUUCUGUUUGAUGUUGGAUGCGGGGCACGCAUACGGUAGGCCGCGAAAUGCUGCCACAGAAGUAACUUGCUGUUAUGUAGCAUGCAUGCCAUGGCAUUCAGAGCUGUACCAUAUGACUACGGACAGACAAGAAGUCAAGAAUUGGACACUCGGUAUGGUAGUGAGACGCGUUCAUAGUGAUGUCGUGGUUUCGUGGAACAUGGGGCAACAUUCGUGCGGUUUGCCGUGGCCCAGACCGCGGCCCAGACAGGGCGGCCACCUUUGACACCGCCCGCGAAAGGACAUUACAGCUUCGGUGCAUCACAGCGUUGGCGCGGGAUACUGGUGUAGGGAGGGGCUGUGCGGCCGGGAAACGGUAGUUGUGCAGGACACAGGGCCAACUUCAUGAAGGGGCAGACUGCUUUAUUCCAUGUUUGAGGCUUGGUGUCGAAUCAAGAGCACGGAUGCAGGGAGAUGUGCUAGUCAAGCGAGAGAGUAUACGCGGGCCCUAAGGAGAGCAUUGAGAACAUACCAACGGCGGUCGAGAUGAAGCGGCUGGGAGUGUAAGGGGGACUUGAGAAUUGGUGGCGGGUCGAGCUGAUUAGCCGGUGACACGCACCGUGCCCUCAUCUCCUCAUACGCUCUGCCCUGCAAGCUCACCCCUGCAGUAUCAACACUAUGUAACACAAUAUUUAC
Chlamydomonas reinhardtii is the source of this 1518-nucleotide messenger RNA. RefSeq lists its product as uncharacterized. NCBI's taxonomy places the organism in Eukaryota, Viridiplantae, Chlorophyta, Chlorophyceae, Chlamydomonadales, Chlamydomonadaceae. Gene Ontology annotation, molecular function: GTPase activity; GTP binding. The transcript has 7 exons. The record is from RefSeq and is a predicted model, not a curated record. Bases 50 to 739 code for a protein of 229 amino acids.